Arvicanthis niloticus (Nile rat) is the source of this 2690-nucleotide messenger RNA. The record is from RefSeq and is a predicted model, not a curated record. Lineage: Eukaryota; Metazoa; Chordata; Mammalia; Rodentia; Muridae.
ACACUCUCUUACCUCCUCUGGGGUGACUGCUGUCCUGCUGUGACAGCAGGUUAAUUCUCAAGUCCUUAUCCUCUCCUAAGGCCCGAGAGGUUCUCUGCUGGGUCUGUGUCCUGGAAUUGGAGCUCCACAAUGAAGGCCCAGGGUGUCCUCUGGAUAGUGCUUGGAUUGCUGCUGUGGCCAGAGCCAGGGACAGCCUCUUCCUUGCCCCUGGUCAUGGACUCCAUCAUCCAGGCCCUUGCUGAACUUGAGCAAAAGGUACUGGUGACUGGGGCCAAUGUCACUGCCUCUGCAAGGAUUCUGUCAGCCAAGAACUCCAGCCCCCACAAUUCCCUUCACCAGCACUUGCUGCUGAAGGCACCAAGCCACGACACUAUAGAGCCAGAUCUUCAGUCACUCAGCCCAGAGCUUCAAGCCCUGAUUUCCGAGGUGGCCCAACAUGAUGUACACGAUGGGCAGGAACAUGGAGUGGUGCUGGCACCCGACGGCUCCACUGUAGCAGUGAAGCCUCUACUGGUUGGGCUAGAGGCUGGUCUACAGGGGUACGGUGUUGCUAACUUGUCUUCAGAUUGCCUGACCAUCCCCUGUGAUCCUGGAGACACCUUGACCAAUAUUGGAGCCACCUGGCCAAGACUCAUGGAUGCCUUUUCAAAUGCCUCUUCUCCAGAUGUUGGAGCCACUUUACCAAAUGACAAAGCCAAGACUCCCACCACUGUGGACAGACUCCUGGCAAUAACCUUGGCUGGUGACUUAGGUCUGACCUUCCUCCAUGGGUCUCAGAUUAGGAGUCCUCCAGGCCUGGGAACUGAGGGCUGUUGGGACCAGCUUUCUGCCCCCAGGGUCUUCACACUGUUGGACCCCAAGGCAUCCAGGGUCACCAUGGCUUUCCUCAAUGGUGCCUUGGAUGGAGCUCUCCUUGGGGACCAAUUGAGCCGAAUCCCUAGGCCCCACCCACCCCUCAGCCACCUGCUGAGAGAGUACUAUGGAGGUGGGGUGAAUGGAGAUCCAGCGUUCCGAAGUAACUUCCGAAGGCAGAAUGGGGCUGCUUUGACUUCAGCCUCUACCCUGGCCCAGCAGCUAUGGGAGGCCCUUGUCCUGCUACAGAAACUGGAGCCAGGGCAUCUGCAGUUACAGAGCAUGAGCCAAGAACAGCUGGCUCAGGCGGCCACCUUUGCUACUAAGGAGUUCACUGAGGCUUUCUUGGGAUGCCCAGCCAUUCACCCUCGCUGCCGCUGGGGAGCGGCUCCCUACCGAGGCCACCCAACGCCACUCCAGCUGCCACUUGGAUUUUUAUAUGUGCAUCACACGUACGUGCCAGCGCCACCCUGCACCACCUUCCAGAGCUGCGCGGCCAAUAUGCGCUCCAUGCAGCAUUUCCACCAGGACUUUCGUCAUAGGCUCCGACGGCUAUGUGUACCAGGGUCGUGGCUGGUACUGGGUAGGUGCGCACACGCGCGGUUACAACUCCCGCGGCUUCGGUGUGGCCUUCGUGGGCAACUACACCGGGUCACUGCCCAGCGAAGCUGCGCUGAACACGGUGCGCGACGUGCUCCCGAGCUGCGCAAUUCGCGCAGGUCUCUUGGGGCCAGACUACAAGUUGCUCGGCCACCGCCAGCUAGUGCAUACCGACUGCCCCGGGAACGCGCUCUUCAACUUGCUGCGCACCUGGCCUCACUUCACUGUGGUUGAAAACUAAGAACUCCUUUGAGGGACCCUUGAAGAUCCAGAAGGCACUAUACCUAACGAGCCUUUGAGCAACCACAGACCUCCAAUAAAGGGACCACUGAAAGGAAAUAUCUCUAUAAGCAUCAUCUUCCUCAGAGACCAGAAUGCAAGCAAAGUGUGUGCGGCUCAGUGGGAAAGCACCCAGCUGACAAACAAGAGGCUUUUGAUUGUGUUUUGUAUUUUCAAUUUUUUUUUCAUGACAGCGUUUCUCUGUGUAGCCUUGGCUAUCCUGGAACUGUAGACCAGGCUGGCCUCAAAUUCAAAGAGAUCUGCCUGCUUUUGCCUCCUUAAAUUAAAGACACUGGAAUUAAAGACUUGUGUCAGUCACCGCUGCCUGUCAGCUCUCGACCCCUACUCCAGCACUACAAAAUAAAUGAAGCUGGGUACAGGAGCUCAUAUUUGUAAUCACAGCAAUUGGAAGAUAGAGGAAGGAGAAUUUCUUGGAAGCUGUGGGUAUUAGGGACUGACACCGCCUAACACUGAGUGCUAACGAGUCAGGAUGACAAAAAUGGAGGCAGCUUAUUUUACGACCUUGUAAGGUGAAAUGCCAACAAAACCGGUAACAGUGCCUCUUUGGGAGAAAAACUGUCCUUUUUUUUUAAAUGCUCUUAAUCAAAACCCCUUUCCCUCUCCUUGCUGCAUGUUGCCUGAGUUUCAUCAUCCAUCCCUUUCCCCCUUUUUUCAAUGUAUGCUCUUGGUCAUGAUGCAGCAAGCUACCUGUAUCCUCCCAUCCUGAGACAGAUAACCUUUAGUUUGAAAAGAAGGCUAGCCAAAAGACCAGACAAGAAGGCACAAGGUGUUAGGAUAGAGAAACCAAUGCCAUCUACUCUUACCUGCCACCUAAGCCUGUCUAAGGGGCUUUUGUAUUAAAAAUGGACCAUAGUGUUUUGUUUUCCACCAAGGCUAGAAGCUAAUCUGUGCUACAGAAUCAAGAAAACAAAAGCAAAUAAAUGAAUUUCAGUACAAAA